AUGACCGUGGAAGGAGAUACUGUGACGUUCUCUUUUGAGAUGAGAAGCGGACGCGAGCACAACACCCCAGAUAAAGCCAUGUGGGGUUUCUCAUGCACUGUUCGAGCGCAGGAGUCGUCUGAGGAUGUGUCCGGCGGGCUGCCCUUCCUGGCUGAUCUAGCUCUGGGUUUAUCUGUGCUGGCCUGCGCCAUGUUACGCAUCCUCUAUAACGGCCCCGAUAUCACACGAGAGGAGGAGGCCUGCCACGACCUGCUCUGCUCCAAACUACUGCAGAGGUGUCAGUGGCAGGUGGAGGCUAAUGGUGCAAUCUCUCCUGCCCUCACGCCGUCUCCGUCUCCUCUACCUCUCACCAUUGAUGAGGAGCGAGAGUUCACCUAUCCUUCAGACGUCCUCAUGCCGGGGGCUUGCUGUGAGCUCCCCCGCAUCCACUUACCCCCGGGCAUUAUGGGCCGCCUGAGGGAGCUGUCUGGGAGAGGCCGGCCUCAGUUUCGCCCCAGCAUCAAAGAGGUGAUGCGUCCUGAUGUGAUGGAGGAAGUGAUCGUGUCGUGCGUCGUAAAGCACCUGGGUCUGGUGGAUGCGCUGCAGUCGCUGGUGAACUUCCAGUACAGAGAGAUGCACAGAGAAGAGCACAACCUGCUCUGCAAAAUCAUGGCCGAGACCUUCAAGAAGAUCAAUGCAAUGGAGAGACAGUUACAGAGUGUAGCUGAACUGGAGCAGAAGUGGCAGAAUGAAGCAGAAGAAGCUCAGCAGGGCAAACUGGAGAACAACUCUCCCUUCUUCCACGACUAUCACUUCUUUGAGAACAAAAUGAAGGAGCUGGAGCUUCUGUGUUCACUGAAGGAGGUUCCUCUGGAUUGCACGGAUCCAGAAAACGCUGUGAUGGCUCUGAG
This is a messenger RNA of Sinocyclocheilus grahami, 890 nucleotides long. RefSeq names its product probable E3 ubiquitin-protein ligase HECTD4. The record is from RefSeq and is a predicted model, not a curated record. The annotation marks the transcript as partial. The transcript is spliced from 7 exons. NCBI's taxonomy places the organism in Eukaryota, Metazoa, Chordata, Actinopteri, Cypriniformes, Cyprinidae.